Corythoichthys intestinalis (scribbled pipefish) is the source of this 1725-nucleotide messenger RNA. RefSeq names its product epithelial membrane protein 1 (gene emp1a). The transcript has 5 exons. Bases 116 to 589 code for a protein of 157 amino acids. NCBI's taxonomy places the organism in Eukaryota, Metazoa, Chordata, Actinopteri, Syngnathiformes, Syngnathidae. Gene Ontology annotation, cellular component: plasma membrane. The record is from RefSeq and is a predicted model, not a curated record.
GGAAAACAGACCGAUGUGUGUGCGUCCAAGUUAGAGCUGGGUGGGUCUUCUACUGCCGUUCACAUUUUCCAAAUAACUCCCGAGCUGUUCGUUCGAGUUCUUUCAGAGGGUCACAAUGUUGAUGCUGGCUGGAAUCGUGAUUGUGCAUCUCACCGCUAUUAUCCUCCUCCUCGUUGCAACAAUUGACAGUGCCUGGUGGACCACUGAUGCAUUGUCAACUGACUUGUGGGGAAGAUGGGAUCUUGUCAACUCAGCCUGGCAUUACACUAACCUGAAAGACUACCCAGAAGAGUACCUCCAGGCUGUACAGGCGACUUCAGUGCUGGCAUGCAUCUUCGCCAUCCUAGCCCUGUUCGUAUUUGUGGCUCAGCUCUUCACUCUACCCAAAGGCCAGCGCUUCACCUUUACCGGCGUUUUACAGUUGCUUGCCUGUUUGUGUAUAAUGAUAGCUGCCUCAAUUUACACUGCUGAGUUCCACGCUGGUGAAAAGGGAGCAUACGGACACUCCUACAUCUUGGCCUGGAUCUCAUUUGUCCUCACGCUGCUCUUAGCCAUCACCUAUCUCGUCCUGCGGAAAAAGAGCGAGUGAGAAGAAAGAGGCAGCGGAGGCCAGGAUCUGGGAACACAUACCUUAAUUGGGACGUUAAAGUAUCCUCCAAAUUUGUGACAAAUAUUUGAUGUUGGGAGUCAAAUGCAAGAAUGUUGCUGAUCACUUAAAAAGGCAUUUAAAAUAAUUCUUGGCCUCAUGAUAAUUAACUCAUUUAUGUAUGUAUAAUUUUGGGGCAAAUUUCUCUUCCCUUAACAAAUUAGAAUUUAUGGGACUAUGUGGAAGUAAUCUGAUUUUUUUUAACAAGCUAGUUCACACUAUUACCUAAAUAUAUCAAAUGAAUUAGAGUAACAAAUUCAAUUUAUUGGUGUAAUAUAAUCUAUUUGACAUCUGGUGGCAAGUCAGGCAUAGGUCAACUGUGACACUACUAGCUUGUGGCUAGUUAGCUUAGCAUAACAUUUGGGAGAAGUGGGAACAAUAUAUUUGUCUUUGGUUUUUUUAGUUUACACAGAAGGAGAAUUCAGAAGGUCUUACAAGUGGAUUUUGUUACCUUUAAAAUGAUAUACCCUCUACGCUGAGGUAAGCCAAACUUCAGGCAAAUUUUGCAUCAAAUAUUUCCAGAGAAAACAGAAGUGUGACAUAUCUGUGCCUUAAGUCACACAGUGUUGGCUCUUUUGGAACAUAAAGCCAUCAAGUACAAAUUAUUAUGAACCCAGGGCGAUAAAACUGAUAAGUUUAAUUGCUGACCCCCACCACCUGAAACUUGAGGAUUUUAGCAACAGCCACAAGAAAGAUGUGAGCGUGUAAAAUUGCAGCAUGUGAGCAACACUUCCCUGUUGCUUUACUUGAACAAUUAAAACCAAGCCUUAAUUGAAAAGACAAGUAGUUUUAUGUCAUGUAUCUUUAUUUUAUAAUUGAAGUAUGGUGUAUCCUUGUUUUAUCCAUGUACAUUGUAACCAUUAUAUUUUUGUAACAUUUUGUAAUGUUCCUUUUUUUUUUUAAACUGUUUUGCAUUUUUGUUUGUAAGUAGGCUGCUAUCUUUAAAAAGUACAUCAAUUUGUACAUGUGAACCAGAUAUGGAGGAGGACAGUGUUUCAUUUUACCAUAUUUCUAGAUGAUGCAUUAGGUUUGUAAUUACAUUGGAGUGAAGCCAUAUAAUCAAUAAAACCAGUAACACA